GGGCUGAGCUUCAGGUGAACGCGGCGGCACGCAAAGCUGCGGCUCUCAUUCACAUCAAUACAAACUCUGGCUUAGUUUAUUUACAUACGCCGGAUCAUCACAGACGCUGCUUUUUGACGGAUGAUAUUCAGCGCCUGAUGUGAAUCUGAAACUGAAUGUGAAAUCUACAGGAGGACCAAGUGUCCUGACCGAAGAGCCGUUAUUUUCUCUCAAGGAACACGGAUGUCGGGUGUGCUGAGAGGCUCAGGUAGAGUUCACAGAAAACCAAGCCACAUGAAGACAAGAAGAUCUGAAGUCUUAUAACCAGACCUUCCUGUGAGAUCGGACGCUGGACACGCUGAUAUGAAACUGAAAGCGAUUCAGAGGUUUGCUCUAUGAAACAGCACCUUGGAAAGUGAGAAGGACUUUAAUGUAAAUAAGCUGGGACGACGUGAAGUAGCCUAGGCCUAUAUGUAUUUUCAAUGAUUCAUUUUUUAUUCAGGAUUAUGUAGGAUUCAGGUCAUCCUCUUUGGGUUCUGUUUGAAAACUUCAGGAAAAGUACCCAGCAGAGGAAACACUUGUGAAACAUGGAUGCAAUUAGGUUUCCCGAUUUUUUUGAUGAUAAAAACCUUUGGGAUCACACAUCUCGUGGUCUUUACUUUAUCAGAUGAGUCCAGUUUCAGAUCUCAAGAAGUUAUUUUGUGACACCUGACGAAGACCUAAAAUGCAGAAGGCAAACAACAGGAAACUGUCUCUGUGCCAGGCCCUCACCCUCAUAACACUACUGAUGUCUCCAAGUUGCCUGUCCUCUCUGCCUUCAUCCAGACGAGUAGAGCUGGGAGGUGAGGGACCACAGAUGCAUAGCCAAAUACAUUUCAUGAAUGAGUGGGCCUCGUGGGGCGGUUGGUCUGUGUGUUCGCGCUCCUGUGGGGGAGGGGCGUCUGUCCGUACACGCACCUGCAUCACCAGAAAUCUGGUAGGAGGGCCGUGCUCGGGGGACACCAGGCAAUACAAGAUUUGUAACACAAAGGAGUGUCCUGCUGACUCUAUGGACUUCAGAGAACUGCAGUGUAAAGCUUUCAAUGACAGACCCCUGGUCGCUGGCAGCAGUUACCGUUGGACUACCUUUCAUGGAGGAUCCGAACCAUGUGAGCUCAGUUGCUUGGCAAUUGGACACAACUUCUACUACAACUUUGGACGGGUGCUUGAUGGCACACCAUGCCAAUCAGAUCAGGGGACAGUCUGUGUGAAUGGAAAAUGUCUGAAGCCAGGAUGUGACUUGAUCUUUGGAUCUGAGCAGCAGGAGGAUGCCUGCAUGGUGUGUGGAGGCCACAACUCAACCUGCCUUCAUCACAGAAGUGUUUAUCAAAGCAACGGGCAGAACAACGGACUGUUUGGGUACAGUGAGGUCACUAUGAUCCCGGCCGGAGCUACACACAUCAGAGUGACUGAAAACAGCAGAAACUAUCUAGCUCUCCAGAAUGGGCGCUCUCAGUUUGUGAUCAAUGGGAACUGGAAGAUCAAUGUUCCCGGGGAAUACAAUGUGGCAGGAACCAAACUUCUGUAUCUGCGCUCUGCUGAUACCUGGGAGAGUUUCGAAGUUCCAGGACCAACUCAGGAGGACCUGCACAUCAUGGUCUUGUCCACUGAUAAGAGCUCUGGGAUUGAAUAUGAGUACUGGCUUCCUCCAGACCGCUAUGCCCUGUAUCAUGGGAGAAGUCAACUUCGGCAGCCUCACCACACAUCAAACCACUUACCCUUUGAACUUCCAACCACUACGACUACCACUACUACAACCACAACCACUACUACAACACAGCCAGUCACAAAACCUCAUUUCUGGGAUCCUGCUGCUCGCUGGCCUCUUCACCCCCCCUAUCAACAGCAGCCAGUCCCACGUUUGGAAAGAGAUGAAAACCGCAGGAACCGACUGCCUGAAAUACAUCGUAGAGGCCACUGUGGGAAAUGUCGCCAGGUACGAGGGAAAGGUGAGCGCCAGAGACAGUAUUGCCAAAAAGAUUUUGUAUUUCGAGCAAAAGUGCUGGAAAAAGUCUAUCAUGGGGAGGAGACCCGCUAUGACGUCCAAAUCAUCCACACAUACCGCAACCGUUAUCGUCUGGAGCACCGGGAGUUCCUGUGGGCGCCCAACAAAUGUGACUGUCCCUUUCUGGAGGAGGGGCAUCAAUACGUGUUGAUGCUGCGACGGCAUAUUAAUUAUGAACGCACUCUCAAUCGCAUCCUGUUGGAGGAGGACAGCUACGCUCAGCCUUAUCGAGCACGUGAGGACAGCCUGCUGCGCCCCCUAGAGGACCUCUGCGGUAACAGAGGCAGCAGGACUCAGUUCAGGGGGUAAACACAUGGACGAUCACACUUUCACUGCACACUAAUUCUCUUGUGCCAAAAAACAAGGCACA
Messenger RNA from Sinocyclocheilus rhinocerous, 2393 nucleotides. RefSeq names its product ADAMTS-like protein 5. Gene Ontology annotation, molecular function: metalloendopeptidase activity; protein binding. The transcript is spliced from 14 exons. Lineage: Eukaryota; Metazoa; Chordata; Actinopteri; Cypriniformes; Cyprinidae. Gene Ontology annotation, biological process: proteolysis; extracellular matrix organization. Bases 704 to 2332 code for a protein of 542 amino acids. The record is from RefSeq and is a predicted model, not a curated record. Gene Ontology annotation, cellular component: extracellular matrix.